Cariama cristata (Red-legged seriema) is the source of this 554-nucleotide messenger RNA. It is a transcript of the gene CZIB, whose product is annotated as chromosome unknown open reading frame, human C1orf123. Gene Ontology annotation, molecular function: zinc ion binding. Lineage: Eukaryota; Metazoa; Chordata; Aves; Cariamiformes; Cariamidae. The record is from RefSeq and is a predicted model, not a curated record.
CUGAAAUGUGGGAACUGUGGUGAAGUUUCUGAAAAAUGGCAGUAUCUGCGACUGAUGGACAGUGCUCCCCUGAAAGGAGGCAGAGGAAGUGCCACUAUGGUGCAGAAAUGCAAGCUGUGCUCCAGGGAGAACUCCAUUGAUAUUUUAAGUCAGACAAUCAAGCCUUACAAUGCUGAAGACAGUGAGAAAUUCAAAACAAUAGUGGAGUUUGUUUUAGGUCUGGAACCAGUUGACUUUCAACCACAGGCAGGGUUUGCCGCUGAAGGUGCAGAAUCUGGCACACCUUUCAAUGACAUAAACUUGUUGGAAAAGGAUUGGAAUGACUAUGAUGAAAAAACAAAGGAAUCUGUUGGAAUCUAUGAAGUUACCCAUAAAUUUGUAAAAUGCUGAAGUUUGUACCCCUGAUAAGUCUUGACAUGCUUAUUGAUGAAGGAGCUGUAACCAUCAGAGACACAGUUUCCUUGGAGUUACUUUUCACAUGGCUGUACUUCAGAAAUGGAAACCUAAGUUGUACUUACUGUCCGCAGCAUGCCCUAAUAAAAUAUUUUCCACAG